UCUUGCAAAUUGAGAUGAACUGAGGUGGCUUCCAACAGACAAGUUCCGCUGACGCUGAUUCGGGGGGGGGGAUACUCAGAUUAUGAGGAGUUUUUCACGCUCUCCUUCAGCCCGAGUCGCUCUGCGAUCCAUCGUGGCAACUAUAAAUUAACCGCUGCUUUCAGUAACUUCCCUUCUUCCCAUAGUGAGAGUGAAGGAAGAAGCGAGCAUGUGGGUGAGGGAGCUGUAGAGUGUGACGCGAUGCGCACGCUGCCAAGUGUCCAAAUGAAACAUCUCUGCUGUUCACCAGGCUUCCAGCGAGUUCACGUCGUCCCUUUCAUCCAGUUUUAAGCGCAAGUCAAAGGUGUCCUACUCUUAUGAAAGCCCUCAACAUCCCAGGGAUAAAAGAGGGGCGCUUUGAAACGUACUUUGAACAGAAGCGUGUUUGAGGUCCGGCUGCUUUUGAAAACAGCUCAAAGGCACGGCUUUCAUGAAGAAGGUGACCUGCUAACAUUCUAGCAGAAGGGACCCUCUUCAACAAGUAUGGGGUCACCAUGGAAACCAUUUCUCAUCCUGUCUGUCAUCAGUGGCCUUUCAGAGUUUGCGCGAGCGGUUGCGGCGCGGCCGAUGUCAUAUGCAGCAGUGUUGCGAAUGAGACAAGACAGCUCUUCGUCAGUGCUCAAUUCGCGCAGCAGACCUCGACAGCAACACAGCGGUGGGCUGGUGACUCCUGGCUGGCCUGCUUUCUCCAGUCACCCUCUGUCAGCCCUGAGUCUGCUCAGCUCUCAGGAGGACCUCAGGAGUGAAGAAAGUGAAGAGUUUGGGCCUGUUUUUAUCCAAGAGCCAGAUGAUGUUAUUUUUCCACUGGAUUCUGAUGAAAAGAAAGUGAUGAUGCACUGCGAGGCUCGGGGGAAUCCACCACCCACAUACAGUUGGUACAUCAAUGGGUCAGAAGUGGAUUCAAAGACAGACUACCGCUACAGCUUAAUUGAUGGAGAUCUCAUUAUUACAAAUGCGAGCGAGGACACUGACUAUGGGAAGUAUCAGUGUCAAGUUGAGAACAGUUAUGGAAUCAUCCUCAGCCGAGAGGCUCUACUUCAGUUUGCAUACCUUGGUGCUUUCAGUACGAGGACCCGGGGUGAUGUGUCUGUGCGUGAAGGCCAAGGCGUGGUGCUCAUGUGUUCACCGCCUCCUCAUUCACCAGAGAUUAUCUACAGCUGGGUGUUCAACAAGUUUCCCUCGUUUGUUGCUGAGGACAGUCGCCGCUUCAUCUCCCAGGUAACAGGGAACCUGUACAUCUCUAAAGUUCAGCCCUCGGAUGUUGGAAGCUACAUCUGUCUGGUGAAGAACGCAGUGACGAACGCCAGGGUUCUGAGCCCACCAACUCCUCUGACACUUAAAACCGACGGUGUCAUGGGUGAAUACGAACCAAAAAUUGAAGUGCACUUUCCGACAUCUGUACUGGUGGCCAAAGGAGUGACUGUCAGGCUGGAGUGCUUUGCUCUGGGGAAUCCAGUGCCAACAAUCACAUGGAGGAAGAUAAAUGGCAUCUUCCCCAAAAAAGCAAGACUCCGAAAGUCCCAAGCUGUUCUGGAGAUUCCCAAUAUUCAGCUGGAAGACUCGGGAACUUAUGAAUGCAAAGCUGAGAAUACAAGAGGAGGAACGGCUUUCAAAGGGCACCUGCUGGUUUACACCCUCCCUCAGUGGGUCAGAAUGAUUAAUGACACUCAGAUGGAUAGUGGAGAGAAGCUCCAGUGGGAGUGCAAGGCCAUCGGGAGGCCCCGGCCCUCCUAUCGUUGGAUUCGUAACGGGUUGCCCUUGACAUCCCAGGGUCGAGUUGAAAUAGUGAACGGGGAACUGACCAUUAACAAAGUGCAACAGACGGACUCAGGAAUGUACCAGUGCGUGGCAGAAAAUAAAUACGGAGCCAUCUACUCGAAUGCAGAGCUGAAGAUUUUAGCGUCACCGCCCAUCUUUGUCCCCAAUCCAAUACGGGUCAUAGCCACACUGGGAAAAGACGUGUCCCUGGAAUGCAAGCCCAGAGCAUCACCCAAACCACGGAUAACAUGGAGAAGAGGAGACAGAAGGAUUCAGCCCAGCAAAAGGAUUAUGGUGAUGCGGAACAACACUUUGAAAAUUGUUAACUCCAGCCGAGCGGAUGAAGGGAACUAUGUGUGCCGGGCAGAGAAUCAGCUGGGCUCUGCAGAGAUGACUGCCAUACUGUGGGUAAAAGAGGCCAUGCGUGUGGUGCUGAGCCCGAGCAGAGUGGAGGUGACCGUAGGGGAGAGCGUUGUACUGAGCUGCAAAGCGACUCACGACACAUCGCUGGACGUGGCUUUCCAGUGGUUCUUCAACCAGAAGCCGAUUGACUUUCAGCAAGAAGGCAGCCACUUUGAGUACAUCCAAACAGUAAGAGCAAAACAGACUUCAACAGUGGAUCUGAUGAUUAGGAGCAUUUUGCUGAAGCAUGCUGGGAAGUAUGGAUGCAGAGCCCAGACCAGCGCCGACACAGUGUUUGCAGAGGCUGAGCUUCUUGUGCGCGGUCCUCCCGGACCCCCUGGAGUGGUGAUAGUGGAGGAGAUCACAGAUACGACAGCCACCUUGUCCUGGACUCGUGGCCUUGACAACCACAGCCCUAUCAGCACCUAUAAUUUACAAGCCCGGAGCCCCUUUUCGUUGGGGUGGCAAACUGUCAAAACAGACCCAGACCCAGUGACAGGGGACAUGGAGUCAGCUAUGGCCGUGGAGCUCAGCCCCUGGGUAGAAUAUGAGUUCAGAGUGGUGGCCAGCAAUGCGAUUGGGACGGGUGAUCCAAGUGCACCUUCUAGAAAAGUUAGGACCAAAGAAGCAGUUCCAGCCGUGGCACCAUCAAACGUCAGUGGAGGGAACGGCCGCAGGCACGAACUGGUCAUCUCGUGGGAGCCUGUGUCUGAGGAGUUCCAAAAUGGCGAGGGCUUUGGAUACAUUGUUGCAUUUCGUGCCAACGGGACCAGAGGCUGGAAGGAGAAGAUGGUGACCUCGGCGGAUGCCACUAUGUACAAAUACAGGGAUGAGACUUUUCCCCCUCUCACCCCGUUUGAAGUGAAAGUGGGCGUGUACAACAAUAAGGGAGACGGCCCUUUUAGCAAAGUUGUCAUCAUCCAUUCUGCAGAGGGAGAGCCAAGGGAGGCACCAUCUGAUGUAAAAGCGUAUAGCAUUUCCUCCUCGGAAAUUAGGGUGACCUGGAAACCGCCCAAUCCCGGCCCGGGAAAACCACGAGGCUAUGAGGUCAGCUACCGGAAAGAAGCCGAGCAGGAGGAGUCCGGAGAGAAACGACGCACGGUUAAAAAUGAAACAUCUAUGGUGCUGACAGGCCUAGAAGGGAACAGUGUCUACCUUAUGACAGUGAAAGGCUUUAACAGCAUCGGCCAGGGUCCCGCCAGCGCUGCCGUCACAGCCAAGACGAGGAAAUCCCCUCCUGCUCAGCCUCCAUCCAACCUCAUGUGGAUUCAAGAGGGCAAUAACAUCUCAUUAAGCUGGGAUCCAGUCAAGGCAAGAGACAAUGAGUCUGACGUCAUUGGAUACAUGGUGUUACUCAAACAGGAGGGCCGGGGCCACAUCCAGGUGACAAGAACCAUUAACCCUUCCACCAUGCUCUCACUGCCAGAGGGGGGCACUUACAUCAUCGAGGUGCACGCGCUCAGCGAAGGCGGAGAGGGAGCCUUCAGCACCCAAGUUCGAGUCGUCACCUCCUCUGGCGUUCGAGCAAAAAGCAGCCAGUGCUCAGUGCAUUGCCCAACACAGAGUCUAACAUGGACAGCGCUGAUUCUGGUCGUCCUGGUGCCUUCAGCUUCUUGGUGAGGAAACCCAGACGUCCUCACCUUUCUGAAGGGGGGGGGGGGCACUAGACAUCUGCUCCCUAACUCCCUCUGACUGCCUGAUUGCUUUGGCCUUAGCCAUCGUAAAGGGCCCGAGGCAUGCCGACGGGGGUUGAGUCUGCCGGUUUCCUCGCAGCGCCACCCAGCUCAUACUUUUUUCCGUUUCAUCUGAGGCCCCCGGAUGUUUGAUUUGCACAAUGUUUUCCGAACAUCACAGUAACGUGGUGCAGUAAUGUAACUUUGUGUAGAAAGAUUUGUUACCUGGUUUACUUUAGCAGUCUGCGUCCUUCUCAGUGACCGGCGCCUCCAGACGGCUUCCGCAGCUCCAGGGAUCCACGGAGCAUGAACUAUUCCUUGCAAGCUGCUGUGGUAGUAAUACAGGGAUCAGCCGACGACUUUCUUUUCAUUACUUAUCUGCAUCAAUUUACCCCUUGGCUGCCUAACAGCAAUGCAGCAGAAGCUCCGUAGAGAUAAGUGCAUUGUUUUCUUAUUCCCCACACUGAGAAGGAAGAAAAAACAACAACUUUUAUAUGGAACCAAGAAUCUUACUAUUUCCAGAUUUGCUUUUUGUACAUUGUGUUACCUUUAGGAGAAAAAAAAAUAACAGUGGUGUGUGUCAGCUCUGUCCAACUCUGUUUUUUAGUAGCGACUCAGCAAUGCUUGUUGAUACAGUUUGUUCACUGUUGGAUGUAUGGAAGUAGGAAACAGGUACCUUUAGUGCCCAGACUCAUGAAUAGACAAAGACAACUCUGUACGGACCCCUGGUGUCAGUACAAAUAAAUGUGAUGUAUAUUUUUUAAA
This is a messenger RNA of Fundulus heteroclitus (mummichog), 4637 nucleotides long. RefSeq names its product contactin 5 (gene cntn5). The record is from RefSeq and is a predicted model, not a curated record. Gene Ontology annotation, biological process: cell-cell adhesion. NCBI's taxonomy places the organism in Eukaryota, Metazoa, Chordata, Actinopteri, Cyprinodontiformes, Fundulidae. The transcript is spliced from 24 exons. Bases 523 to 3819 code for a protein of 1098 amino acids. Gene Ontology annotation, molecular function: protein binding.